This is a messenger RNA of Salvelinus fontinalis (brook trout), 2625 nucleotides long. RefSeq names its product pyruvate dehydrogenase (acetyl-transferring) kinase isozyme 3, mitochondrial-like. The transcript has 11 exons. NCBI's taxonomy places the organism in Eukaryota, Metazoa, Chordata, Actinopteri, Salmoniformes, Salmonidae. Gene Ontology annotation, molecular function: pyruvate dehydrogenase (acetyl-transferring) kinase activity. The coding region runs from base 768 to 1991 and encodes 407 amino acids. Gene Ontology annotation, biological process: protein phosphorylation; regulation of glucose metabolic process. The record is from RefSeq and is a predicted model, not a curated record. Gene Ontology annotation, cellular component: mitochondrion.
AUUCAUAUCAAUAUAUGAAUACAAUACGUCCCCUCGCGCCCGUGUCGGGGCGAGGGGACGGUUUAAAGGGAUACAGUUACACAUAUAUUUUGAUUUGAUUGUGUGUAGAGAGAGAGAGAGAGAGGGGAUUGCGUACUGCUUGGAUAAAGACGAAUGUCCAAGUUUUUCGCGCCCUCCUAUGGUAUUGGAGUGAUUUGCAAGCAGCCUUGGGGAAACAGACAAUUACAUUUUCUUUAACCUAUCUGUUUACCAAAUAACAUUUGGAUUAAUCCAUUCCGUUUCUUACGAGAUUAGUUGGAAGAACAUCGGCUAUUCUUAAACAGUGGCGCGGUAUUGUUCAUGGAAUUGCAUGUUCAGUUUGUCUGAACAAGAGCCCUGAAGGUAUACAUGACCAAUAAUUAUAUAUUCUCAUCUAAUGUCAUAACAAUAAAUUCCCUCCGAAAUGCAAUGAAGCGCACUUCGAUGCCAACUGUCCAAUUGCACAUUUGUAUCACUCUGGUGAAGGGAGAGGUUCUGUCAGCCAAUAAGGUUGCAGGUUCUGUCACGUGGGUCGGAAUUAGACACACACACACACACUACUUCCGAAUGCAUCAGAGUAACAUGGGAGGCUACCGUCUAAGGAGGGGAUAUCAGCAUGUAACUUGUAUUGAGUGUUUAUAUUUGUCGAUGCUAGUAGACAGGGGGUUGUUUGGAAAUCGUUCUUAUGCCAUCAACUGUACUCAUAUGUAUGUGUGUUGACAAUUAGAACGUGAUUACUUGAAGCAAUCAUGAGGCUGUUCAACUUUCUACUAAAAGAUGUAACAUCGAAAAUAGAAUAUUAUUCGAGGUUCUCUCCCUCACCGAUGUCUAUCAAGCAGUUUCUUGACUUUGGUAGGGAGAAUGCAUGUGAGAAGACCUCCUACGUGUUCCUGCGUAAGGAGCUUGCGGUGCGGGGGGCCAACACCAUGAAGGAAAUCAACCUGUUACCCAGUGACCUGCGUAUCCAGCCGUCCGUCAAGCUUGUGCACAGUUGGUACAUACAGAGCUUUGAAGAGCUGUUGGGUUAUGAACACAGGGGUCCAGAGGACAGCCGCACCUUAAACGACUUUCUAGACACCCUGGUCAAAAUCCGUAACAGGCACAAUGAAGUGGUCCCCACCAUGGCCCAGGGUGUCAUAGAGUACAAGCAGAGGUUUGGCUUUGAUCCUUUUAUCAGCAGCAACGUUCAGUACUUCCUGGAUCGCUUUUACACCAACAGGAUAUCCUUCCGCAUGCUCAUUAACCAGCACACACUCCUUUUUGGUGAUGACAGAACCACCUCCCAUCCCAAGCACAUAGGAGGUAUUGAUCCUACCUGCAAUGUCCCUGAGGUGGUGAAAGAUGCUUAUGAGACCGCUAAGAUGCUCUGUGAGCAGUACUACAUGGUCGCCCCUGAGCUGAACAUAGAAGAGUACAAUUCCAAGGCCUCUUCGAAGGCUAUCCAGGUGGUUUAUGUUCCAUCUCACCUGUUCCAAAUGCUGUUUGAGCUCUUCAAGAAUUCAAUGCGGGCCACAGUGGAGCUCCAUGAGAACAGUAGUGCUGGACUCCCCCCAGUGAAGGCCAUGGUGACGCUUGGAAAGGAAGACCUCUCUAUCAAGAUCAGUGACAGAGGAGGGGGCGUGCCCCUCAGGAAGAUUGACAAGCUCUUUAGCUACAUGUACUCCACCGCGCCCACCCCGAGCCUUGAACCAGGAAAUGGAACUCAGGCUGCACCACUGGCUGGCUUUGGGUAUGGUCUCCCCAUUUCUCGACUUUAUGCACGUUACUUCCAAGGAGACCUGAACCUCUACUCCAUGGAGGGGGUGGGUACAGACGCUGUCAUCUAUCUGAAGGCUCUGUCCAGUGAGUCCUUUGAACGUCUCCCCGUCUUCAACAAGUCAGCGUGGAGACAUUACCAGACUGGCCCUGAGGCAGAUGACUGGAGCAACCCUAGCAGUGACCCACGUGAUGCAGCCAAGUACAAGAUCAAAUAACUCUUGAGUGUGGCCCUCAGGCAACGCUGCAUGCCAUAGGUCAUGUCUAGUCACAUGACAGACACAUUAAGUUACCUUCCACUCCUACAGUGAAGCACAGAACUAAAGCACAGCACUGACUGAAAUAUUGUCUCAACAGGUAACAUAUUUAUUUCCAUCAGGCAGGUAAAGCCAAAACACAGUUUAAUCCAGAUCGUCUUUAUUUCCUUGUUUGCUGGUAUGUUAUUAUUGACCACAGUUUCCAUGGUAGCAGAUCGGGAUUGGUGACCACCUCCGUCAGAUAGCAUGACUCUGUUAUUAGGUUUAAUAAGUGUCACGUGGGAGUGACACCACAGGAAAUAAUGUACUUUUUCCCUUAAUGCAAAUAAUGGCCUAGCGUAACAGUAUACUGUGUGAAACAAGAAUAUUAGUUUAUCAUUUUUUGGCAGUGUGCAAUGGUUUUCAAUAGAUUAACCCAGUGGGCAUUUUCCCAGCUUAGAAAAAGGGAUUAGGUUAGUAUGUAUGUGUUUGACAUGUGACAUGAAAUGUUACUCAGGAUGGUGCAAUUUGGUACUGUAAGUUUAUAAGAUUAUAAUCACUUUGGAUGCUUAGGAAAUGCAUGGAACAAUAUCUAAAUAAAUUGAGACAUAUCUUA